Molecule: messenger RNA, 1718 nt
Organism: Pseudo-nitzschia multistriata
Lineage: Eukaryota; Bacillariophyta; Bacillariophyceae; Bacillariales; Bacillariaceae
Source: the annotation of a GenBank genome assembly
ACACAUCGUACACAUAUUUGAACAACCGCCAAGCUCAAUUAGAAGAAGAUGAAACUCUCUAUUUUUUGCCUCUUGCUUGUGUCACGAACUGAUGCGUUCACUGCUCCCGUGAGCAAUGCGUCUCCGAAAGCAAUCAGCACAGCUUCCAGAGAUUUGAGGUUUUUUUCUGCUAUGGAUCAUCAACCAGAGCCAUCGAUUGAAGCAGACGCAGAGGAAGAAAUUGCAUUCAACCCGCUUCCCGCGGCAACGGCAGCCUUGUGCUUGCUAAGUUCAGAAGCAGCGAAUGCUGCUGGGCCUGAUUGGGGUAAGACAAUCGAUGUUAAUGAUACAAUUGGCUCAUUUUUAGAUGGGCAGCUACUAACGUUGUCGAUUUCGCCCAUCCGGAAUUUAAUUUUGUACUCUAUGCCAAUCUGUGUGGUUUCAUUUCCGUAGGUAUUUUCGAAGGAAAGACGGGAUCGCUAUUGCACCCCGCAAUGAUGUUUGGAAUGCUGGCCUUGAGUGCGUCGACUGCCCUCCUGGGAUUCGAAUGGCGACGCCAACGAACUAUCGGGGAUAGCAUCUCUACCUUGAAAAAAAGUCUUCCCGAUUUGGCUGGCGCCAAAUCCGUGUCGGAGGCGAUUAAGGCAUGUCAAGCUGCAGAAGAGGUUGACUCUGUUCAAUUAGCUCGGUUGCAGUCUGCCCUGCCGAUCGAUUCUGAAAUCAAGGAACUGCAAGAAGAACGCAAGGCGUUGGCAGGUUAGUGCGCAUCGGGGUUGUGUGCGAACCCGUCAUUCUACAAUCACGCAAAGCAAGUUUUUUGAUUUCUGUUAUCUCACCUUUUGCCCCGCAUCUGUUUUUGUCCGUUUUCGCAGCGAAGGGCCCCAGAGACAAACAUUAUGGACAAGGUGCCAUGCUGGCGUUCCUAGGAACUGUUUUUGCCAUCGAGGUACGGGGUCUUCGCACACUUGCCGCUUUUCUCUCCCGUUGCGUCAUCUCUAUGAUAUUGGCUUGUUUGGUUUGUUUAUGGACCUAUUAUCCUCUCACUUUUUUGUUCGACACGCUUCGAUGUUCAGGGUCCUCUAAACACAUACGCCCGAGCUGGAAAACUUUUCCCUGGCCCGCAUCUCUAUGCCGGCGCGGGCCUUGUCUGUCUCUGGGCUCUGGCCGGUACGUUGCAAAUCAUCGAAAACGGUCUUUUCACUCGGGACAACCGACGAACGAUCCAUUCUUUGUCUGACAGAUUUUGGUUUUUCUCGCUCGUUGCAUUUCUUCCCUCCGUGACACAGUUGCUGCCGUCCCACAAAUGCAGAAGGGAAACGACGCUGCACGCACGGUACACAUCGGUGAGUCAUGUGUUAUGUCUUGUGUUGCGUUGCCGGAGCGCCUGCCGAUGCCUCCGGAAAUGUCUCAAAACCGUGUUGUCCUCGCCCCAUGUUCACAAUUAAUAACUUAGGCGCAAAUGUUGGGGGAAUUGCCUUGUUCCUGUGGCAAUUGCAAUCCGGUAUCCCGAUUCUGUUGAAAGUUUGGGAGAAGACAAGUUGGCCUUGAAUUCGUUGUUUUAGAAUUAUCAUCAUUCAGAUUGAAAAGUCAUCGAAAGUUAUCGAAAAGUGACUAUGACGCCCUUAUGGCUAAGACGUUCACUUCAAUGGUAUCGAAUACGAACAGGAAGAAAAGAUAAUUGCUAUUUUAAUAUCUACAGGUAGAUGCAGAGCUAUCAAGAGUAAAAUCCAGAAAUGUUA